UUUCACAGACUCGAAGGAGAGCGUCAAUGGACGAAAUGCCCAACUUCACUCGUUUCACGCCGGAUCAGCAAUGCUCCCCACACAUCGCAAGGAGUAACGGGCGCGAGCUCUCUGAGGAUGCUGUUUUCCAACGCAUUCCUCGUACGCUUACCCCUCCGCAAACACCUCGAUCGUUCGCCAUCGAAGACGAGUUUUCUUUGACAACCAAGCUGCGUCCCUGGCGUAAACCGUUGGAUAAGCCGAAGCGCCCACUGAGCGCGUACAAUCUAUUUUUCCAACUAGCGAGACAGCGACUUAUUUCGGAUACACCGAGCAACCUUCCCUUUACGGCAAAGGAUGUUGAACUUAUCAGUAUGAAGCACAAACAAAAAAAGGAAAAACGUCGUCAUCGUAAGACACAUGGUAAAAUUAGCUUUGCCGAUCUUGCGCGGUCGAUUGCCUCGCAAUGGAAAGAACUGAGCGACGACGACAAAGUGAUCUUCGAAGAACGCGCAGAAAUGGAAAAAUGUCGUUACAAGCAAGAGUUAAGCGAGUGGAGCGCGAAGCAAGAGCCAAGCGCGGAACGAAAGGCGGCCAUGUUGCGCAAGGUGUCUCUCAAACAAGGCUCAAGCUUUUCAAUGGCUACGACUGCGGAACAACUAUCGAGCACCAGCAGAGCUCCUGAUCACGGAAACCCCAUCCGCUCUACCAAUUCUUUUGGAAUUUCCAGUCCACCACAACGGCCUCCGUACGAUUUGGACAUGUACACAGCAAGCCACGAGGCAGCGAUACAGGAAGAAGCAUCGCUUAACGCACUCAUCGCACACCAAGGUCAAUCGCUGGCUCGCUAUCAAGCCAUGAUGGAGCAGCAAAUGGACCAACAUGCUUCCAUGCACCCGAUGUCUUCUAUGCGGGGACUUCCCUCUAGCAAUUACAACGAUCGUCUCCAUCGCAAUUCAUAUAGACCAGCCCAUCCUAAUCCGAUGAACGGCACAUUCGGGAGCGGAGGCAAAACUAACCUUCACUAUAAUGAUGGGACGCCUGAUUGCUACGACAUGGCUCAGCAAUGCUACAGUAUGGCUCACCGACAGCAGCAGCAAAACUGCAGGCACUAUUCUAAACAACAACGACAUGGACCGCCGCCCAGUGAUAUGCACUCCGGGAUACCGAGUAACACAACCGAAGUCAUGCUAGCGCGUGCGAGAACUACAAUGCAACCACACAUGGCACCGUCGAGCUCUGACAGCUACUGGACCAUGGACCGGUCGACCGAACACCGUCGACUCAUACCACCAAACUCUGCAGGCUAUCGGCAUUCGCGCUCGGCGCAGGAUGAGAGCACGCUAAUGUUGGACCCGCAUCAAGGUCUUUCGUCGCCGCUAUUGGGGACAGCGGACGAACACCUGGAUCCGUUUGCGAACGUGUACAUCUGA
Molecule: messenger RNA, 1412 nt
Organism: Phaeodactylum tricornutum CCAP 1055/1
Lineage: Eukaryota; Bacillariophyta; Bacillariophyceae; Surirellales; Neidiaceae
Exons: 1
Coding region: 27-1412 (461 amino acids)
Source: RefSeq, a predicted model, not a curated record